Molecule: messenger RNA, 479 nt
Organism: Raphanus sativus (radish)
Lineage: Eukaryota; Viridiplantae; Streptophyta; Magnoliopsida; Brassicales; Brassicaceae
Product: auxin-induced protein 15A
Exons: 1
Coding region: 95-388 (97 amino acids)
Biological process (GO): response to auxin
Source: RefSeq, a predicted model, not a curated record
AAGUGGAAACACAAGAUCCCACAAAAUCCGUUAAUGUCUUGUGACUCACACCCAACACAAAUAGAUCAAUACAUUAAAUAAACUAUAUAUAACUAUGCCUAACAAGGUCACUGACAUGCACUUCCACCAAGAAGAAGAAGAUACUGGAGUGAUCAGGAGAUCAUCCUGGAGAACACCGAGAGGGCAUUUCGUGGUUUACGUUGGUACGAAGUUGGAAAGAUUUGUGGUUCCCACUAGGUUUCUCAAGAGCCCUUUGUUUCAGAAUCUUCUAGAAAUGGCUGCAGAGGAGUUCGGCUACGCGGAGGCUCACCCUAAUAAGAUCGUCUUGCCCUGUGAUGUCUCUACCUUCCGAAGUCUCGUCAUGUUCCUGACUUCUCAGGACAAGUAACACAUAUAUCUCAUGUGUUAUAAUUUAAAUAUUGUGUUGUACUAUUUGAACUUAAUUCAUCAGCGAGUGUAUGUUGAACAUUAUUUUAACG